GCAAACGGGGGAAUAGAAUAGGGAAGUCCAACUAGAAGUAGGAAAAAAAUCAGUUGUUGAGCAUAUCGACCAGUGCUAAUUUUUCAGGAGUACAAACUCAUUUUCGGGGAUUUUGAAUGGAUUUUGGAUAACUAUAUAUAUAUACAUUAUCAGCUGUUUCCAUCCUCCAUUUCUCAUGUUAGGUCGAAUAUCAGGCACAGGGGCAUGGACAGGAAGCUUUUUUGUUGUUUCUGUAGGGCCCCCAAGCCCCCGAACGAUGAAGUUGUGUCAUGGCGACAGUCCCUCAAAAAACUUCUGGAGUGUAAAACAGGGCAGCUGGCCUUCAGAGAGUUCCUGAAGACAGAGUACAGCGAGGAGAACAUCUUGUUCUGGCUGGUCUGUGAGGAAUACAAGACCAUCACCUCCAACACUGAGAUGGCUGAAGCAGCGAAAAGAAUCUACACAGAGUUUGUACAGGUCGACGCCCCCAGACAGAUAAACAUCGACUGUGAGACCAGGCAUGAGAUUACAAACAGCAUGUCUCAGCCGACCCUGAGCUGCUUCGACAAGGCCCAGAGAGUGAUAUACAAGCUGAUGAAAAAGGACAGUUAUCCCAGAUUCCUGAAAUCUGAAAUCUAUCAGGUUCUUUUAGAACCAUCAGACGCCAGCUGAGGUUCCAGGACCAGGUGAAGAAUAAUACCUGUCUACAACCAUCAGGCUGUGGGCUGACAGUGAUUCAACUCUCUCUUCUCUAACUACCUGUCCGUGUUAGUUCAGCGUGGUUUAACUUUGGGCUGGAGCACAAAACACAGGGCUCUCUCUAAUGAUAAUUCAUCAUCUAGCUUAGUGGCUCCCAAUCGUGUUCUAUUAUUGUAAAGCGGGAUAAUCUAUCCUUGGGAAAAUGCUACAAUUAUAGAUAUGAUUAAACAUUUUAUACUAUAAAGACUUUAUUUAUAGUGUAACGUAUUAUGUAUGUUUUAUAACUUGUAUUCUUUUUUACAAGGUUAGUAUUAUCCAUUGGUUAUCCAUUGAUUGUUACUUUGCACAUGAGCUGUAAUUAUUUAUGGUAUUUUCCCGCUGUCUAUGUAAAUGAGGAUAUGUCAGACUUGCCAUUAAUGAACAAGACAACAUUUAUGUUGAUUUGUUCAUUUCUGUGUUUCUGUCUAUGACAGGAAUUCAACAGGCCAACCAAUGCAAUUUUGUGUGUGUGUGUGUGUGUGUGUGUGUGUGUGUGUGUGUGUGUGUGUGUGUGUGUGUGUGUGUGUGUGUGUGUGUGUGUGUGUGUGUGUGUGUGUGUGCGUGUGUGUGUGUGUGUGUGCGU
Molecule: messenger RNA, 1300 nt
Organism: Oncorhynchus gorbuscha (pink salmon)
Lineage: Eukaryota; Metazoa; Chordata; Actinopteri; Salmoniformes; Salmonidae
Product: regulator of G-protein signaling 21-like
Exons: 5
Coding region: 205-651 (148 amino acids)
Source: RefSeq, a predicted model, not a curated record